GACGGUUAGGGGCGGUGCCCGUCAGGGGCGGGUCUCGCGAUGGGCGGGAUUUGAGGAGGCACCCUGGCAUUGGGCCGCUGGGUAUAGGUGGGGCCUAGCGCUGGGGUUGUUUGGGCGGGGCAGGGAGUUAGUUACCGCCUCUGGGUAACUGGACUCUGUCGGCCAAACCUCCGGAGGCCGCGGGCGGCAGGCGGGCCUGCAGCAGAUCCCGGAUCCGGAAUUCCCCGGGCAGGACCGGAAUCAGGAUCGGCCCUGCCCCAAACCGGGUCUGUGGGGAACUCGAGGUCUUGGACUAGGAAAUCCCGGAACCCGGAUCAACAAACCCCAGAACCCGGAAUUUAGAUCGGAAAGUCCCGGAUCACGGAUCGCGGAGCGGACUCGACACGGAGCCCGGAGCCCGGAUCGCGACACCGCCGGACGGGACGGAGCGAUGUCGGGCCGUGUCGCGGGCGGGUUCCCGCUGCCUCCGCUGAGUCCUGGCGGCGGCGCAGUUGCCGCGGCUCUGGGGGCGCCGCCUCCGCCAGCGGGACCCGGCAUGCUGCCCGGACCGGCGCUCAGGGGGCCAGGACCGGCUGGAGGUGUGGGGGGUCCCGGGGCCGCCGCCUUCCGCCCCCUGGGCCCCGCGGGCCCCGCGGCGCAGUACCAGCGGCCCGGUAUGUCACCAGGGAGCCGGAUGCCCAUGGCUGGCUUGCAGGUGGGGCCCCCUGCCGGCUCCCCAUUUGGCACAGCUGCUCCACUUCGACCUGGCAUGCCACCCACCAUGAUGGACCCGUUCCGAAAACGCCUGCUGGUGCCCCAGGCCCAGCAUCCAAUGCCGGCCCAGCGCCGGGGGUUAAAGAGGAGGAAGAUGGCAGAUAAGGUUCUACCUCAGCGAAUUCGGGAGCUUGUCCCAGAGUCUCAGGCGUAUAUGGAUCUUUUGGCUUUUGAGCGGAAGCUGGACCAGACCAUUGCCCGAAAGCGGAUGGAGAUCCAAGAGGCCAUCAAAAAGCCUCUGACGCAAAAACGAAAGCUGCGGAUCUAUAUUUCUAAUACAUUCAGUCCCAGCAAAGCAGAAGGUGAUAAUGCAGGAAACGCAGGGACCCCCGGGGGAACCCCAGCAGGGGACAAGGUGGCUUCCUGGGAACUCCGAGUGGAGGGAAAACUGCUGGAUGAUCCUAGCAAACAGAAGAGGAAGUUUUCUUCAUUCUUUAAGAGCCUUGUCAUUGAGCUGGACAAGGAACUGUACGGGCCUGACAACCACCUGGUAGAGUGGCACCGGAUGCCCACCACCCAGGAGACUGAUGGCUUCCAGGUGAAACGGCCUGGAGACCUCAACGUCAAGUGCACCCUCCUGCUCAUGCUGGAUCAUCAGCCUCCCCAGUACAAGUUGGACCCCCGACUGGCAAGGCUGCUAGGGGUGCACACACAGACCAGGGCGGCCAUCAUGCAGGCCCUGUGGCUUUAUAUCAAACACAACCAGCUGCAGGACGGGCACGAGCGGGAGUACAUCAAUUGCAACCGUUACUUCCGCCAGAUCUUCAGUUGCGGCCGACUUCGUUUCUCGGAGAUUCCCAUGAAGCUGGCUGGAUUGCUGCAGCAUCCAGACCCCAUUGUCAUCAACCAUGUCAUUAGCGUAGACCCUAAUGACCAGAAGAAGACAGCGUGUUAUGACAUUGAUGUGGAGGUAGACGACCCACUCAAGGCCCAGAUGAGCAAUUUUCUGGCCUCCACCACCAAUCAACAGGAGAUUGCCUCCCUUGAUGUCAAGAUCCAUGAGACCAUUGAGUCCAUCAACCAGCUGAAGACCCAGAGGGAUUUCAUGCUCAGCUUUAGCACUGACCCUCAGGACUUCAUCCAGGAGUGGCUCCGAUCUCAGCGCCGAGAUCUGAAGAUCAUCACUGACGUGAUUGGGAAUCCUGAGGAAGAGAGACGAGCUGCUUUCUACCACCAGCCCUGGGCCCAGGAAGCAGUGGGGAGGCACAUCUUUGCCAAGGACUAGCAUGAAGAACAAACGAAAUCACCUGUAAAAGCACUUCAAAAAUGAUAAACCUGAUAGCUGCAGAAGUACCAAGAGUUCAGAAAUUGUCCUUGUGGUUGUCCUUCAACAUUUUCCUUCAAUAUUAUCCUUCAAUAUUUUCCUCAUUGCUGUAGUUCUUGCUCGAUCUGUAGGCUAGAGCUCUGGGUUGCCCAAUUUUCAUUCAGUCCCAUGGAAUCAGCAUUAUGCAGACUGGGCAAUUGUCUGCCCUCCUCCUCUCACCCUGCCCCAACCCCAGUGUGCUAAAUCUUUUCUGAGCUUGUCUUCUCUUUUAUAAGAAACCCACUCAUUCAGGCUUCUUCUAAAAAGAACGAUCUUUGGCUAAAAGGAACCUUUUAGGUUAAAACUUGACUCUUCACGAUGUAUAAUAAACUGAAUAUUGAUUACUUUCAAAGGGGUGGGAGUGAAGAGAAACCAGAGACAACUUGUAUACUUGUUAUGGUUGACUAGUUAUUUCUUCCACUGCGCCCCCAGGGGAAUAAUAUGGAUUGGUAGACACAUGCUCCAUCAAUCCUUCACCCCUUUCUACGUAGAAGGGGGAUGCCUCUGGACCUCUGGAGUCCGUCCUCACCUG
Messenger RNA from Panthera uncia (snow leopard), 2588 nucleotides. It is a transcript of the gene SMARCD2, whose product is annotated as SWI/SNF related, matrix associated, actin dependent regulator of chromatin, subfamily d, member 2. NCBI's taxonomy places the organism in Eukaryota, Metazoa, Chordata, Mammalia, Carnivora, Felidae. Gene Ontology annotation, cellular component: nucleus; SWI/SNF complex. The transcript has 13 exons. The record is from RefSeq and is a predicted model, not a curated record. Bases 431 to 1978 code for a protein of 515 amino acids. Gene Ontology annotation, biological process: regulation of transcription by RNA polymerase II.